CUGUGACGUGUCUACUCUGCUCGAGCCUUUAUCAGUCGCGGCUCAGGCAGGAAUAAUCACAGUCGAUCAUCUUCUCGGACAGUGAAGGUUACCUGCUUCAACAGUGCUUGAACGGCAACCUUUGAACUGUCUUUGAACACCACGGGUCGGGAACAACCAUCGCUGCCAAUUUCUUCUGAAGAACAUCCAGACAGCAGCUAGCUAAAACCAUCUUUCAGCGCGCUUAGCUUCGAGGCUAACCGUUUGUUUUGCUAACAUCAGCUUUGACCUCCUACGAAGACAACCCGCCGAAACUCAGAACCAUGAGUUCCCAGGUCAGACACAACUUCCACCAGGACUGCGAGGCUGCAAUCAACAGGCAGAUCAACCUGGAACUGUAUGCCUCCUAUGUCUACAUGUCUAUGGGAUACUACUUCGACCGUGAUGACCAGGCGCUGCAUAAUUUUGCCAAGUUCUUUCGCAAGCAGUCUCACGAGGAGCGUGAGCACGCUGAAAAGUUGAUGAAACUACAGAACCAGAGAGGGGGAAGGAUCUUUCUUCAGGACAUCAAGAAGCCAGACAGAGAUGAGUGGGGCAAUGGUUUGGAGGCUCUUGAAUGUGCCCUGCAGCUCGAGAAGAAUGUGAACCAGUCACUGCUGGACAUGCACAAACUGUGCUCUGAUCGCAAUGACCCACAUCUGUGUGAUUUCAUCGAGACUCACUACCUUGACGAGCAGGUGAAGUCCAUCAAAGAGCUGGGAGACUGGGUGACCAACCUGCGCCGUAUGGGAGCUCCUCAGAACGGCAUGGCAGAGUACCUGUUUGACAAACAUACUCUUGGUGAAGAAAGCAGCUAAAUCAAUCCAGAUGACUUGCACACAUGCUUCUGCAUAUGUAUUUUUGUAUCUUUGCUUCCAUACUAUGAAGGAAAAAAACAAAUCUCUAUCCGCAUGAUGUUUGACCUUUUUUAAAUGGUAUUUGUGUUGAUCGAUUUACGUUGCCACUCUAAUGGAGUAGUAGCUUUGUAGACUCGGUCUCUCAUCACUUUGUCAUCGCUGCAUAUUUGCUGUAUUAUGCUGAGCUGUUUCUCAAACUCAAUAAAUCCAACCCCUCUCAA
Oryzias melastigma (Indian medaka) is the source of this 1096-nucleotide messenger RNA. RefSeq names its product ferritin, heavy subunit. Gene Ontology annotation, cellular component: cytoplasm. Bases 303 to 836 code for a protein of 177 amino acids. The record is from RefSeq and is a predicted model, not a curated record. The transcript has 5 exons. NCBI's taxonomy places the organism in Eukaryota, Metazoa, Chordata, Actinopteri, Beloniformes, Adrianichthyidae. Gene Ontology annotation, biological process: intracellular iron ion homeostasis; iron ion transport. Gene Ontology annotation, molecular function: ferrous iron binding; ferric iron binding.